Penicillium longicatenatum is the source of this 1821-nucleotide messenger RNA. RefSeq lists its product as uncharacterized. The transcript has a single exon. Bases 1 to 1821 code for a protein of 606 amino acids. NCBI's taxonomy places the organism in Eukaryota, Fungi, Ascomycota, Eurotiomycetes, Eurotiales, Aspergillaceae. The record is from RefSeq and is a predicted model, not a curated record.
AUGACCUCCGAUAAACAAAACAACGGCUACUCCGCCAAACCAUUUACGCCCACCCUCAGUGCGGCCUUUCACCGCUCCAACAAAUCUCCUCUGACUCCGAAAUUAGCCAGUCCCAGCCCAGGCCAUGCUGGUCCUCGCCGUCUCGCCAAUCCCGAUCAUGCUCAUCCCUAUUCGACUCCCUCCAAGGAAGACCUCCCCGCCGCCACUCCGAGCUACCUCGGUGUCAAUGUCACCCCUCGCUCGGGCUCUCGAAACACCCGUCGUGAUGUCGGGUUCCCCUCUCCGACAAAUACUCUUCCCAUAUCGUCUCCGCAAACUCCAUACGUCCAACCCACUGUCGGCCUGGGCCUCAAUGGUGUACGACGGGAACGCAGCCCGGCUCGCGGGGUGAAGCCAGAGCAAUCGAGCAGCUUGAGGGCAAAGACACUCAGAGCAGAAGGACAGCAAGUGUCUCGCCCAAAUUCCUUCACCGAUAUGGUCGCUGGCUCGCCCAUGUUCUUCCACGCCGCUGAAACACGAUCGUCCAAUUCCUCCGAUGUCGAACAGUCCCGUCCGAAACAGGGGAAGAUGCCACCGGCCUCUAGCUUUAUGUACGCAAAUGGGGAUCAAGAACGUCACUCAUCACCGGAAGGAUCCUAUGUCACAACCACCUCUUCCCGCCGGUCGGGAGGACUCCCUCGCGUUGCUCCUACUACCAAACAGGGCCCUUCGCCCGUCCCACGCCUGAAGUCUCCCCGUGUCUCAGACGCAACGUCUCCGCUUAUUGAACCCCCAAGCAAUUCUAGUCCGAAUAUGGACCAGGCUAUUGAUGGUCAUUUACCGCGUGUUAGCUCUCCCCCGAGCAUCAUAUCAGAUGGGCCACAGCUCCUUUCAAUUGGGAAACAUCGAAAGUCCUCCAGCAUGGACUCCACUGGUCAACCACACCACACGAUGUCGCAAAGGAAUGGACUUCAUGCUAGCCCAGUCAUCAUGCCCAAUAUUCAAACCCACUACGCCGAAAGUCCGGCUCCUGUGUUAUCCGACCAGGUCCCGAAUCUUCGCCCCCGACUCUUCAGUAACGGUUCCUCCGUCUCCACGGACCACUAUCAGUCUAUGCCUAUGAGCCCUGGGAAAUCAGAGAGUGGAGAGGUUGCCCUGAAUGCUCGAACAGAGCGAAAGAUUAUGGAUUUGGAAAUCAGCAACUCCUCUCUACUUGCGAUCAACCGAACCCUGGAACGAGAAAUGCGCAAGCAAAAUGCGGAACUUCGCAGGUUCCGACGCUUAAGUCGCUCCGGUCGCCUUUCCAUGGCUCCUUCUACUCGCUCCUUUUCUGGCACGGCGCUGUCAACAACAAGCGAGCUGGACGAAGGCACCAGUGAACUUUCCUCUUCACGAUCUCACGAUGAAAUGUCCGAUUUCAGCGACGAAGACUCUGUCGCAGAUGACGGAGUCGUCAGUCCUGACACCCUUGCCGAUCAUGAUGCAAAACAUCGUGCUCAUGAUGAGAAACGAUUCAUGCUCGAUCUAGCUCGGCACCAGGAAUUCUUGGUGGACAGCCAGAAAUUAAACCAGAGCCUUAAACGAUGCCUCGGGUGGACCGAAGAGCUUAUCAAGGAAGGCCAGAAGGCCCUGGAAUACCAUGUGCAUGUUCAGGAUGUUGCGAUAGGCGGUCGCGUCCUGUCUCCGGAGGAAUUGGGCGAGGUCGGCGAAAGUGGGCGAUCUCUGCUGAGCCCAUCGGCCCACUACGGUUCAUUUAUGUCCCCGGAGCUACCGUUUGAUGAUUCUACCCUGACCGACCCAGCUUCACUCCCUUUACCAUCGUCUCCUGGCGGGACAGAUUAA